AUGAGCCGAACUUAUGCUAAAGAUCAAGAACUUGAUAAGAAUAUUGCAGCACGAAUUGAUACAUUAAAAGAUGAAGUGAGAAAGAUGCUUGUUUCAAAAACUGAUAAACCAUUGGCAAAAGUCAACUUAAUUGAUUCAAUAUGUCGUUUGGGUGUGAGCUAUCACUUUGAACAUGAAAUUGAUGAUAUUUUGCAAGAUAUUCACAAGUGCUAUGUCGAAAAUGGAGAAAUAACUCUUGAAGACAACCUUUACUCUCUUGCUGUGCUAUUUAGGGUGUUAAGGCAACAAGGAUUUCAUGUUUUCCCGAACGUGUUCAACAAAUUCAAGGACAAACAAAGAAACUUCAAUGAAAACCUUAUCACGGAUGUUGAGGGGAUGUUAAGCUUGUAUGAAGCAUCACAUAUGAUGAUUCAUGGAGAAGAAAUUUUGGAAGAAGCAUUGAGUUUUACUUCAACUCAUCUCGAGUCCAUUGCCACCGAAUUAAGCCCUUUUCUUGCUACACAAGUCAAAAAUAGCUUAAGGCAAGCUCUACACAAGAACUUGCCAAGGCUAGAGUCACGACGCUACAUUUCAAUCUAUGAGCAAGAUUCAUCCCAUGAUGAAAUUCUACUCACUUUAGCAAAAUUGGAUUUCAAUUUUCUUCAAAGCCUAUAUCAAAAGGAAUUUGGAAACAUUUGCAAAUGGUGGAAGGAGCUGGACUUGGCCAACAAACUACCUUAUGCACGAGAUAGGAUUAUUGAAUGUAGCUUUUGGGUUUUGACUACAUUUUUUGAGCCCAAAUAUUCUCAAGCAAGAAAAAUCAUGACUAAAACAAUCAACCUAUUAUCGGUCAUUGAUGAUACAUAUGAUGCAUAUGGAACGAUUGAUGAACUAGAACUUUUUACCAAGGCAAUUGAAAGGUUAACUAACACUUCACAUGGAAGGAAACAUAUAUUUACAUCACCCUUAUUUUUCCCUUGGCUUUCACUCUUACUAUUUUUAGUAAAUUUUAAUAAAAUGUGAUAUUUAUUCUCCUUUGUCUAGACACAUCUUGUUAAAAAU
This is a messenger RNA of Trifolium pratense (red clover), 1041 nucleotides long. RefSeq names its product (-)-germacrene D synthase-like. The transcript has 4 exons. Gene Ontology annotation, molecular function: magnesium ion binding; terpene synthase activity. The record is from RefSeq and is a predicted model, not a curated record. NCBI's taxonomy places the organism in Eukaryota, Viridiplantae, Streptophyta, Magnoliopsida, Fabales, Fabaceae. Bases 1 to 1002 code for a protein of 333 amino acids.